AUGUCAAAUUAUUCAAAUAUUCCAACCUUACCAACGUAUUCUCAAUUCCGAGCCACGGAAACUUGGCAAGCAUUAGUCGACCAUUUCAGAAGUGGUAUGCCGUUAAAAUCACAUCGGUACCAACUUUGGUUUAGAGACAACUGUUUCACGGGAUUUGAAGCAGUUGAUUGGAUGUACAAUGAAGCAUCUUCUGGGAAAUUACAAUAUUUGUUUAAUAAAGGAGUUACACGUCAACAAAUAGUAGCAUUAAUGAAUAAGUUUUUUGAAGCUGAAAUUUUUAAAGCAGUUAGUACAACAUCAACAAAAUUUAAGGAUAAGUCAGAAUUAUAUGAAUUUGCAUUACCAAAGAAUAUGAACAAAACAAUCAGUAAAGGAUCUGUAUUAUCUUCAUUAAAUGUAUUCCUUAUGAAUAAACCUCAAUCGUUGUCUCCUCAACCCAAAAGAAGUGAAAAAGUUAUAAGUAGUCAUAGAAUGAAGUCUUAUUCAAUGGAAAAUGUUGCAAUGAACACAUAUUUAAAUGAAAAUCAUAAAAUUGCUAAUUUCAUCAUACAAAAUUUGCAGAAUAUACUUAAAAGUUUUAAUAUGGAUGAUUUUUUAAAUACCGAAAAUUUAAAUAAGCAGUGGAUAAUCAUGAAUAUUUAUAAUCAAGAUUAUAAUGUUGAUGGUUUAUUUCCUAAUUGGGUAAAGUCUGCUAUGGAUAGCUUAACAUCUGAUAUGGAAAUGAAUGAGUGUACUUAUCCUGGAUUUAAAGCCGAUGUUUAUACUGUAAUCAAGGAUUAUUUUUUAAACUCAGAGGAACCUCUGAUUCCUAUAUCUUUUUAUGAGAUAUUUAUUUCUAUUUUGGUUGUGGUUGAAAGAUAUGAUCAUAUGUGUAAUAAGAAUCUAAAGCAUACAGAAAAUAAUAAUUCAACUCAAUUAUCAACAAACAUGUGCUGGGAAACUGAAUUUUCUACCGAUCACUCAAAAACAUGUAUUGUUAAUAAGUGUUUUGAUAUUUCCGGACAGCAAGUAUCAUCACUUUCCAGGUCUUCUGUCAGUAGUUGUAGCAGUACAUCAUUUUUUGAAUCAUGUGAAAUAGAACAAAGUAAAAUGGAACAUAAACCAUUAAAUAUUUCACAUAAAUAUUCAAAACCGAAGUUAACUCGAACAAUCAGUUCACCAGAAAUAUCUGUAAAAUCACAAUCCUAUUAUCAAAGAAAUAUGGAAAAAAUUAGGAAGAGGAAAAUUGGUCGCACAAUAUCUAAUAACUCAAUUAAUCCAAAAAAUUUAAAUGAACUUGAAGAGAGCUUCUAUUCAGACGAGUAUGGUUUUAAAAAUAAACCAUUGGAAAAUGAUAAAUUUGUUUGUCCAUCUACUUCUGGAUAUGUUAAUUUUGGACUUUUUCAAUCUGAAAAAAUUAGUAAUGAUGAUACCAAUGGAUUUGAUUUAGAUAUGGCAAUUUCUACUCUUCAUAAACUAAUUGAUAUAACACAAAUGGACCACACACAAAUUCUUAAACACCAAUCAUUUAAUGGUUUGAAUGAAAAAUCUUUACAUUUGGGAAUUCUUUUAUAUCAAUUAUUAAGUCUAUGUCUUCCACCAUUGAAUAGAGCAAAAUUACAAGUAUUUUUAAAGUUUAUUUCUCAUCUAUCUUCAACUUACACUAAGAUAACUGAUAAAUUAUUUUGUGCAGUAUUGAGACAAAAUAUUAAUCAAUUUGAAUAUGACUGUUUAGCUACUGAUGUUGUCAAAUUUUUGCUUCACAGUCAAAAAUUAAUAUUUUUACCUAUUAAAACUGAUUCAAUUUUAUCAGAAAAGUUCAAUUCUUUUAGUAAUGAUGAUAAAUUGUUUAAGGAUAGUAUGCACUAUUGUCUUAGAAUAUCAGACAAAGAAUUCGAAAAACAAAGAAGCACUGAAUCUAAAGAAGCCCUUAUUGAAUUGUUGGAUCAAAUCAUAAGUAGUACAUCAAUGUCUAGUAAAGAAAAAAGUAAACGUAUAAAAUUAUUUCAAAAAAUGUACCCUGAUGUUUAUCAAAAAAGAUCUACACUCCUACAACAACAUAAAAAACGGAAUACUGUAUUAAAUGAACUUAAAAUUAAAAAUCUACGAAUUUAA
Macrosiphum euphorbiae (potato aphid) is the source of this 2094-nucleotide messenger RNA. The record is from the annotation of a GenBank genome assembly. NCBI's taxonomy places the organism in Eukaryota, Metazoa, Arthropoda, Insecta, Hemiptera, Aphididae.